AUGCCUUCGGUAUCGACAGAAUUGACUUCGGAGACGCUCGAGGAAUUGUUGAAUCAAAAGGCGCUCACACCAAUCACCCCUAGCGACUAUGAAGCAAAGACUGCAGUGACGAAGUUGAGUUAUCGAGAGAAAGCGAUCCUGGCCCUUAGCCUUGCAAGAUGCCUGCUGGAGUUCAUUGACGACGACAUGGAGUUGGCUUCCCAUAGCUGGAAGCCAGAAAGCAUAUAUUUCCUCAAGUCUGCUGGAACCCAACAGGAUCGUGCCCCAUAUAUCUCACUCAAGCCAAGCCUCCGGGGUUGUCAGUUGCCCGAGUCACUGGGUGCAAUUGGGCUUGGCAAUCCAGUCCUCCUUUCGUUUGCCAAACUCUUACUCGAGAUUGAUAUUGGCGAAAGGAUAAAGAAAGAGAUCGACUACGAAAGUAACGCGAAUUUGUCAACAUGGGUCUGGAUGUGCGGUUUCGUUGACGAAGUCGAGCAGACUGGAGGGGGUAAUUUCCUUCAAGCUGUGAAGGGCUGUCUGUACUUACAUGUCUACAAAGCACACUAUCAGUCAGAUGACGUCGAUGUUGGCUAUAUCACAAGGAAGGUAAUUUACGAGCAGAUAGUGCGGCAGUUGGAGCGCGUGAUACAUACUCAGAGCUUGAAGCGUAAGCGACAGGGAUCCGUAUCUGAGCCUCCUUUAUCGAAGAAGCCUUCUAUCGACACAUCAGCACUGGAAAUGGGCAUGCAGCUUACAGAGGUGUCGCCAAAUAAGAAAAUACCAUGGAUUAGACCUGCUAGUCGAGCUGACUUCGAGGUUGCUGUCGUAUGUGCCUUACCACUGGAAUUCGAUGCUAUAUGCACUGUUGUUGACGAAUUCUGGGACGAGGAUUUUGGAAAGGUUGACGGGGAUCAAAAUAUGUAUACCAACGCACGCAUCGGGAAACUAAACAUCGUUAUCCUCCUCCUCCCCAACAUGGGAAAAGUCAGUGCUGCCAGCACAUGCGCCAGCCUUCGAUCAAGCUAUCCAGGAAUUAGUCUUGUCCUAGUGACUGGUGUUUGCGGAGCAGUGCCUUUUCUUGGGGGUGGAGAGGAAAUUCUCUUAGGAGAUGUUAUAAUUAGCAGGCACAUAAUACAAUACGAUCUUGGCCGGCAAUAUCCUGAUGAGUUCAAGACGAGAGAUACAAUGAAUGACAGACUUAGCAGGGCACCCAAGAAUGUGCGCAAUCUCCUUGCACUUGUCGACACAAAUAGGGGACGUGAGAGGCUGGAGCAGCUGACUAGCACCUACCUUGAAGAUAUACAAACCAAAUCAACUCAAAAGCUCCGGGGGCCUAAAUAUCGGUAUCCAGGAGCCUCGCAAGACCGGCUCUUUCAGCCUGACUACCGGCAUCAACGCCGUGUCCCCUCCCAUGCAACUACUCUUUCAGAAACGCACAAGACGUCAGUCUGCGCCUCCAUCGAGUCUCACAAAGCAUCAUGUGAUGAGCUCGGCUGCGAUAGUGAGCAGCUUGUAUUGCGGAAGCGCAUCAAAAAGAAACUACAGCGAGAGGAAGCUGGAUAUAUUAAGGAAUCUCAGGCCCCGCUCAUAUUUGUUGGCACGAUCGGAUCGGGCGAUACAGUUAUGAGGUCAGGAGAGGAACGAGACAAGAUUGCAAGUACUCAUGGUCUUCUUGCAUUCGAGAUGGAGGGCGCUGGGGUAUGGGACGAAAUGCCCUGCAUCGUUAUUAAAGGCGUCUGUGACUAUGCCGAUAGCCAUAAGAGCAAGAAUUGGCAGGAUUUUGCAGCUGCGACGGCAGCAUCUGCUACCAAAGCUCUUAUGAGCUGGUAUAUUCACCGGGAUAAAACAUCUAGGGCUUAG
Molecule: messenger RNA, 1839 nt
Organism: Penicillium macrosclerotiorum
Lineage: Eukaryota; Fungi; Ascomycota; Eurotiomycetes; Eurotiales; Aspergillaceae
Exons: 1
Coding region: 1-1839 (612 amino acids)
Biological process (GO): nucleoside metabolic process
Molecular function (GO): catalytic activity
Source: RefSeq, a predicted model, not a curated record